Messenger RNA from Lotus japonicus, 1473 nucleotides. RefSeq names its product bZIP transcription factor 12-like. The record is from RefSeq and is a predicted model, not a curated record. Gene Ontology annotation, molecular function: DNA-binding transcription factor activity. The transcript is spliced from 4 exons. The coding region runs from base 420 to 1010 and encodes 196 amino acids. Lineage: Eukaryota; Viridiplantae; Streptophyta; Magnoliopsida; Fabales; Fabaceae. Gene Ontology annotation, cellular component: nucleus. Gene Ontology annotation, biological process: positive regulation of DNA-templated transcription.
UUUGUAUAAACUCUUACAAACACUAGCAUAAGUGAUUAUGCUAUGAGAUAAGCUCAAAUAAACUCUUUAGUUCAAUGAAAAAAACAUCUCCAUGUCCAUGACUGGUUCUUCAAAAUCUCAAACUCAAGUGAAAGCCAAACAAAGCAAAGCAGUGUCAUUGAUUUGAUUCAGAGAAAGAAAAAGUGUGAAUUUGGAUUCAGUUGCAGGUUCUCUCUGUCAGGCAUUUCAUCGAAAACCUGCUCUGCAGAAGAAUAAGAAUAAUCCAAUCCAAACCAAAGUAACUAACUUCCCUCUCAAAAAGCGCGCCUACAAACUCGGCAUGGCGUCGUCGAAGGUUUUCUCGUCGAAUCCGGAUCUGCCACGCCAUUCUUCUUCUUCUUCUUCGCUUCGUUUUCUCUGAUCUCUAACCCCCCAUUUCCAUGGACGAUCUUCUCAAGUCCAUCUACACUCCUUCCAAGGACAUCAAACCCCCCACCUCCCUUGACGAUGUCUGGAGAGACAUCGUCGCCGCCGGAACCACCGCCAUCGCCGCCGAGGAAAUGACCCUUGAGGAUUUCUUAACCAAGACCGGCGCUGUCAGGGAGGAAGAUGUUAGAGGACUUCUUCCUCCUCCUCCUCCUCCUCCUCCGUCUCACUUCCACCUCCCUCCGCCUCCUCCUUCCGCUUCCGACGCUUCAUCUUCUCUUGUAACACCAAAUGGGGUUUCAGCGGCUUCAGUGGCUAAGGGGAAGAGAAGGGCUAUUGAGGAGCCUGUUGAUAAGGCCACUCUUCAGAAGCAGAGGAGAAUGAUCAAGAAUAGAGAGUCUGCAGCUAGGUCCAGGGAACGAAAGCAGGCUUACACUACUGAGCUUGAGGCUAUAGUUCAGCAGCUGGAGGAGGAGAAUGCGCGAUUAAUGGAAGAAGAGGCGGAGAGGAACAGGCAGAGGCUCAAGCAGCUCAGAGAGUGCCUCAUUCCAAUUGUGGAGAAACCGAAACCAAAACGGAAACUCCAGAGAUCAAAUUCAGCUUAAACGUUGUGAUCUUUUUUGUUACCAACAGAUCAGGUUUUGUGGCUUGGUGUAGAUAUAAGGGGGGGAUAUGAAAAAGAGGAGAAAUAGUUUCAGGUUACACAUAAUUCUGGUUCUUGGAGUUACAUUGCAUAGAGGAAAAAAGCAUCAGCCAAAUAAGUCAAGUAGUUUGAUUUAACCUGAACAUAUACAAUUGACCCACUGCUUGUGGAAGAUCCAUGGUUCUGGGUGGAAUUUGCCCAGAUAAGCCUUUUGAAUAGUUGAAAUAAGAUGUGUCAUGUUAAUUUAUGCAAUUUGGUUGCCAUGCUUAUUGAUUUUGUGGAUGGCAUACAGAAGGUGUGAGAGGAAUGAAUAAGAUCUAUUAGAUUUAAGAGUUUUCAUAUGAACUGAAAAAGAUUGGAGGAUCACUCAUGUUACAUGUUUAUCACAUGUUUUACCAAUUUCUAAAGCAGCAUGACUUGUGAUC